AAAGUUAAGCAGACCGACAUUUGAGAAUUUUGUUCAGCUAUUUUUGCAACCUUCGGAAUUUUGCCGCGUUUUCUCUCGGGAUUUAAGACAGACAUGGAGACUUUGCGAAAGCACAAGGUCUUCCUCAUUGACACUUUGUUGAUGGAUGCCAGCAAUAUCUUAAAUUUUGCCCAGCAGAAAAAUAUCCUCACCACGCGUGAAUACAACAAUCUUAACCACUCCAACCACACCCAGGAAAAAAUUGUCACAAAUCUUCUAGACAUAGUGAUGAACAAGGGCAACGAGACAUGUCUCAGAUUUGAGAAGCUCCUGCAUUGCCAAGACCUUCAGAAGAAUUUCCCUAAGUUGAGGGAGCAUUUCUUGCCCCCAUCUCAACCACUAGAUACGGCAGCUGUUGAAGAGGAGAAGAAUUUUUAUCCCAUGAACCAUCGGCCUCUAGGAUACUGUCUGAUUAUUAACAACUAUGACUUUCAUGGUACAUCGUUUGGUAACAGAAAGGGGACGGACAUGGAUAGAGACACUCUUACCAGAGUUUUUAAGAGGAUGAAUUUUUUAGUGGAAGAAAGAAGAGAUCUUCCAAGUGAAAAAAUUAAAGAUGCGGUCCGCGAGUUUUCAGAGAAUAAACACUCUGAAAUGGAUGCUUUCGUGUGCUGCAUCCUUUCACAUGGAGAAAAGGGUUCUGUGUGUGGUGUUGAUGGUGUUACAGUUUCAAUCCGAGACCUCACUGAGCCGUUUGCCCUCUGCAGAACACUCAUGGGCAAGCCCAAACUCUUCUUUAUUCAGGCAUGCCAGGGUGAUGAGCUGCAAAAGGGUGUAUGGAUGGGCGAUGGAGGUUCUGAGGAUAAGCAAAUGUAUGUGGAUGAUGCCCAAAUAUCUGGUCUGAACAGCAUCCCCAUUAAAGCUGACUUCUUAAUUGGGAUGUCUACAGUGGAGUACUACAAGUCUUUCCGCCACCCAACAGAGGGAUCUAUUUAUAUCCAAGAGCUGUGCAAGCAGCUGGAGAUUGGCUGCCCUAGGAAUGAGGACAUCCUGUCAAUUCUUACAAAGGUGAAUGCAAGCGUGAGCACCAAAGUGCUAUCGGGACACAAGCAGAUGCCUGAACCAAAAUACACUCUUACCAAGAAACUGGUACUACCAAUGGACUGAGCCAGAAAUUAAAUGAACCCACAUGAUGAUCAUCUUAGUCUUCCGUUACACUAAAUAAGUUUCAAUAUUGUCAAUGAAAUCAGAUUGUGUGACAGGUUUGUGGGUAAGACUCAGGUGACAAGCUGCAAUAAUUCUUGGGUGCUGUUUAUUUAGGUUUCCAUUCAUAUGUUGUUUAAAGACACACUGAUGAUCAUUGACAGCUAUAUUUGGUGAAAAUCACCCUUUGAGAAUUUUGUUUCAGCAUUAUUUUUGAAGCAUAAUUUUUAAAUUCCAAUACUUCUUUAAAGGCUAAAUUUGUGAUGCGUCUUUCACAACAUUUAAAAUAUAUAUCAAUAUAUCCACUGCAGAUCAUGUGAAAUGUUUCUUUAUUUGU
Trichomycterus rosablanca is the source of this 1519-nucleotide messenger RNA. RefSeq names its product caspase 8, apoptosis-related cysteine peptidase, like 1 (gene casp8l1). The record is from RefSeq and is a predicted model, not a curated record. Lineage: Eukaryota; Metazoa; Chordata; Actinopteri; Siluriformes; Trichomycteridae. The coding region runs from base 94 to 1146 and encodes 350 amino acids. Gene Ontology annotation, biological process: regulation of apoptotic process; proteolysis. Gene Ontology annotation, molecular function: cysteine-type endopeptidase activity. The transcript is spliced from 6 exons.